AAAAUUACUUUUUUCUCUCCUCCACAACCGACUCCAAAAAAAUCGGCUCGUCGACGACGUUUCCGACGACGCGCUUGAAUGUCUCUUUGUCCGCGACGUUGUACAAACCCUUCUUCCUUCUAUGCGCGGCAGUCAGGUGGCAAUGUGUCUGGACGGAGACUGUACAGCCCGGCAGCGGCAAUGCUGAGAAAACCGACUUCUCAUGAGACAAACGCGCCUCGGAGGGAAGUGUAUGUUGAUGACGCUGACGAGGGUGACUACAGUAUUCCUCACACAGCUAGCCAACAAAAACUCUCCACGUCCCAGAAACAACCACAAAAGCCUAGACGUCGGCCAGCGCCAACCUCGCCCAAAAAUCCGUUCAGCUCUCAUCUUGAUUCUCUCUUUCCUGGUCUUGCAUUCCCUCCUGAGCUGGCGCAGCGGAUACUUACACAUUCGAGCCAUCCUGCUGCUGCGCAAGGACACAAUAGUGGGCUCAGUUUCAUCGGUCGACGUACACUCGAGACAUAUCUUCUUCUUCUUCUCAGUGUUUCGCCUGAGCUACAGCCAUCGGAUGACUUGGAGGUGAUCGUCGCACGGACGUUGAAUAGCUAUUUGUUGGGGGAGCACGUCGGGAGGGAAUGGAGGGUCGGGAGUAUUAUGCGAUGGGUUCCUGCUGUGCCAAAAUUUGGAUCUGUAGAAGGGCCAAGCUCCAGUCUUGGUCUCUGGAAGGUGCAGGGGGACACCGUCAGUGCCGUGGUUGGUGGGGUUUUCAGGCAGUUUGUGCGUCAGACUUUGGUUUUUAUUAGUUAUGGGCUGAUAUGAAGGUAGGGCGCAUCAACGGCACAUCGUGUUUUCCAUACGCGACUGCUACCUCAUCUGCUGAUUGACGAGCAGGUGGGGCUGCCAAUGCGGUUUCACGGUGACGCUAAGGCAGCGUGUAAUCGGAUGGGCGGGAUGCAGGGGCCACUGGCCGCUGAUCGGCUGAGCGAUAGAGUUGUCGCUGAAGAGUUUAGUGGUCUAGAAGCAGUGACAGAGGGUCAGACGGCUAAG
Guyanagaster necrorhizus is the source of this 1032-nucleotide messenger RNA. RefSeq lists its product as uncharacterized. Gene Ontology annotation, cellular component: mitochondrial large ribosomal subunit. Bases 79 to 804 code for a protein of 241 amino acids. The transcript is spliced from 2 exons. The record is from RefSeq and is a predicted model, not a curated record. Gene Ontology annotation, biological process: mitochondrial translation; RNA processing. Gene Ontology annotation, molecular function: structural constituent of ribosome; ribonuclease III activity. Lineage: Eukaryota; Fungi; Basidiomycota; Agaricomycetes; Agaricales; Physalacriaceae.